Molecule: messenger RNA, 1329 nt
Organism: Adineta steineri
Lineage: Eukaryota; Metazoa; Rotifera; Eurotatoria; Adinetida; Adinetidae
Source: the annotation of a GenBank genome assembly
AUGCGGAGAGAAGAAAAAGAAUUUGGUGGUACACCAGGUGCUAUUGGUUUAAUCAUAUUUUCCCAUUUUGUACCAUUUUAUCUUGCACUAUCACUUCAAUAUAGUUCAGGUGGACUAUAUUUUCCAUCAUCCUUUGAUACUUUAAUUCAGAAUUUCAAAGAAACAUGUUUACCAACAUGGUCAGCAUUUUUUCUGUACACAGGAUUUUGUCUUUUACAGCUUAUAUUUGCUGCUAUUUUACCUGGCCCUGAAGUUAAAGGUUUACCAGUACCAACUGAAAAUAAUCGACAAUAUACAUAUAAAUGUAAUGCAUUAGCUAGUUGGUAUGCAACAUUAUUACUUGUUGCGAUACUUCAUCUAACGGGUAUAAUACGUUUAACCAUAUUAGCUGAUCAAUUUGGUUCAGUUCUUUGUGUUGCUGUGAUAUGCUCGGACAUUAUAUCAGUAAUUAUUCAUUUUUAUGCUAUUCAAACAAAACAAACAUGUCGUAUGACACAUUCACCUAUUUAUGAUUUUUUUAUGGGUGUUUGGUUAAAUCCACGUAUUAAAAUUUUAGGACAAGAUGUCGAUUUGAAAAUGUUAGCUGAGGUACGUUUAUCAUGGCUUCUAUUAUUUCUUUUAAUUAUUCCUGCGGCAUUGAAACAAUAUGAAGCAUUUCAUACAAUCUCAUGGCCAAUGAUAUUUAUCUUAACAGCUCAAUUACUCUAUAUAAAUGCUUGUAUGAAAGGUGAUGAAUGUAUUCCAACAACAUGGGAUAUAUUUUAUGAAAAAUGGGGUUGGAUGUUAAUCUACUGGAAUUUAGCUGGUGUUCCAUUUGUAUAUGCAUUUCAUGCUUAUUAUAUUCUUGUUAAUUCUUUGCGAACACAUAAACCAGUUGAAGGCACGUCGACAACAUUUAUUAUUAUUUUAUUUAUUGUACUUUUUCUUGCUUAUUACAUAUGGGAUUCUUCUUUAUCGCAAAAGAUUCGUUUUCGUAUGCAAGAACAAGGAACAUAUAUAUCAAGAAAUGCAUUUCCACAAGUUCCAUGGAAUGUUAUAAAAAAUCCAAAAUAUUUAAAAACAGAAUGUGGAUCAUCCUUAUUAGUCGAUGGCUAUUUUAAGUAUUGUCGUAAACCUCAAUAUACAGCUGAUAUAUGUAUGGCUUUAUGUUGGGCAUUAUCUUGUUAUCAAUGGGCAGGUAUUUUACCUUAUUUUUAUCCUAGUUUUUUUAUAGGUAUGAUUGUUCAUCGUUAUACACGUGAUAUGGCUCGAUGUGCAGCUAAAUAUGGUGAAGAUUGGAAAAUUUACUGUACUAAAGUACCAUAUGCAUUUUUUCCUGGACUUAUCUGA